AUGGAUUCCUCUUCCAUCUAUGGCGUCUCCUACUUCUUCAUUCUCCUCCUUCUACCACUCCAUUCCCUCUCCGCAUUCCCUCACAACUCUUCAACUACUCCCCAGAUUAACUCCAACUCCAUCCUCGUCGCGCUUCUAGAUUCCCAUUACACCGAACUUGCCGAGCUCGUUGAGAAAGCACUUCUUCUCCAGCAGCUAGAAGACGCCGUCGGCAACCACAAUAUCACCAUCUUCGCACCGCGAAACCAGGCCCUAGAACGUGACCUGGACCCCGAGUUCAAGCGCUUCCUCCUCGAGCCUCGCAAUCUCCGCUCCCUUCAGACACUCCUAAUGUCCCACAUUCUCCCCACGCGAAUCUCCUCUCACCACUGGCCCGCCGCCGACCGCCGCCACGCCACGCUCGGGAACCACCACCACCUGCAUUUGGCCACCAAACCCUCCGGCCAGAAGACUGUGGACGCCGCCGAGAUACUCCGCGCCGACGACGUCGUCCGCCCCGACGGUGUCAUCCACGGCAUCGAGCGCCUCAUCGUCCCCCGAUCCGUCCAGGAGGACUUCAAUCGCCGCCGCAACCUCGCCGCCAUCUCCGCCGUCCUCCCGGAAGCCGCGCCGGAGGUCGAUCCCCGCACCCAUCGACUAAAGAAGCCUGCCCCCGUUCCCGCCGGCGCGCCUCCCGUGCUCCCAAUCUACGACGCCAUGGCUCCGGGACCAUCCCUCGCGCCGGCGCCGGCGCCGGGACCUGGAGGCCCGAAGCAUCACUUCAACGGUGAGCGGCAGGUGAAGGACUUCAUCCACACGCUCUUGCAUUACGGAGGGUACAACGAAAUGGCGGAUAUUCUAGUUAACCUAACGUCUCUCGCCACCGAAAUGGGAAGGCUCAUUUCGGAGGGUUACGUUCUGACCGUUUUGGCACCAAACGAUGAAGCGAUGGCGAAGUUAACGACGGAUCAGUUGAGCGAACCGGGCGCACCGGAGCAGAUUAUGUACUAUCACAUUAUUCCUGAGUACCAAACCGAAGAGAGUAUGUACAAUGCCGUUAGAAGGUUCGGUAAGGUCCGGUACGAUACCCUGCGGUUGCCCCAUAAGGUUCUCGCUCAGGAGUCCGACGGUUCCGUUAAAUUCGGUCACGGCGAUUCCUCCGCUUACUUGUUCGAUCCUGAUAUUUUCACCGAUGGAAGGAUCUCCGUCCAGGGAAUUGACGGCGUUCUUAUCCCUCCGGAGGAAGAGGAAGAACGCACUCACCGCACCACUCCACUUGUCAAGGUUGCCGCUAAACCAAGGAGAGGGAAGUUGAUGGAAAUGGCCUGUAGCAUGCUUGGAACUUUUGGACAAGUCUGCCAAUGA
Sphenostylis stenocarpa is the source of this 1344-nucleotide messenger RNA. Lineage: Eukaryota; Viridiplantae; Streptophyta; Magnoliopsida; Fabales; Fabaceae. The record is from the annotation of a GenBank genome assembly.